Wasmannia auropunctata (little fire ant) is the source of this 1363-nucleotide messenger RNA. RefSeq lists its product as uncharacterized. Bases 202 to 1263 code for a protein of 353 amino acids. Lineage: Eukaryota; Metazoa; Arthropoda; Insecta; Hymenoptera; Formicidae. The record is from RefSeq and is a predicted model, not a curated record. The transcript has 5 exons.
GGUGCAGAAGAGUGGAUGUUGCUAUGUAGUUUACACCACUUCUUCAGAGGGGGCGUUAAAGUGCGUGAAAAGAUUCGUCGACUUGAUAACAAUGAUAACCGCAUCGAGAUCUUUGUUUACUUAACAUAAUCGUCAAGUGUCGCCAUAAAGGAAUCUCUAUGCCGUAAAUAAUAAUAAUAAAUAAAAUAUAUCGAGACUCAAAUGUUCUCCAGUAAGGCGAGAUUAUUAAAACGCACAGGGAAGAAUCCCACUGGACGUUACGAUUUUUUAAAGCUCUUAGUUACCGAGUACAAAACAACAUCGUCCAAAGACGCGCAGGAGCAAGUACUGGCAAAUUUGGCAAAUUUUGCCUAUGACCCUGUUAACUAUGGAUACAUGAGGCAGCUACAAGUGAUUGAUAUAUUUCUCAAUGCCUUGUCUCAAAGUAAUCCAAAGUUGGUACGUUUCGGCAUUGGUGGUCUCUGCAAUUUGUGUUUAGAUGCAAUAAAUAAACUGUAUAUCCUGCGCAAUCGAGGCGUCGAGUUAGUAUCGUCCCUACUUUCUUCCGAGGACGAAGAUGUUUUGCUCGCAGUAAUCAGCACCUUGAUGUUCCUGGUCACAUCUGAGUCCGUGAAUGAGAUAACGUCGCCCGCAAUAAUUAAACGCAUGCUGGAACUUUCGGGUACAUCGUACGAAGAUACGCGUAUUAAAAAUAUGGCAAUCUUAUUUCUGAACGACGUCUGUCAAGCGAGUGACGUCGAAAAAGUGAAAGCUGAGGACUACUAUAAAUUGACACUUCUGACUUGUGACUGUAAAAAAAGUAAUAUCAUGAAGCUGAUUCAAUUCUUUGCUGGAUUUCUCAAAAACCACCCUGCGAGAAACUCCAAGAUAAGAUCGUUCGCCGACAUAACGAUAAACAAUUUGAGAGUGGGAGACCAGGUGUCGGUUUUGAAGGUAAUAACAAAUGACGAUAUACUCAAGUUUGCUGAGUUGACGGGCGAUCAUAAUCCAAUACACACCGAAUCAGCAAGAAAUAUUGCGCACGGUGCUUUACUCAAUGGGCUAGUGUCAGGUUUAAUUGGUACAAAAUUGCCCGGUGCGGGUACUAUAGUUGUCGAACAAAAUAUCACGUUCCCUAAACCGUGUUACGCUGGCGAUACCGUAGAAGUUAUAGUCAAAAUUAAGUCAGUAAGAAAAAUCAUUAAAUGCGUGUACAUGUGUAUUGCUAACGGAGAUAGAGUCGUAUUAGAAGGAGAGGCAAAACUUAUAAGAAAGACACUGUAAUACUGAGAUAUUUCAUCAUUUGUAUAUUUCUUCAUUAUGUACUGUAAAGAUGUUUCAUAUAGAAUUAUAGAAAUAUUUAAUAAAAUUUAAAUUAAACUCG